AUGCCGGACCUGGAGCCGCUGAGCUCUCCUCCAGAGAGGGAGCGAGUGAAUCAGGACCUUGAAAUCUUUGGGUGUUUAGAAGGACCCGAGGUUCAGGAUGUCUGCUCGGGCCGGCGCCACCCUCGAGUUCUGCUCAACAGCCCAUCGACGUGCGUCAGCUGUGCAGUCUAUCACAUCGUGGAGACCAAAGAGAAGGUGGAAAGCUGGUGCCAGCAGAUUUCCCUUCAGAGACCUCCAGCAGUGACCCCGCGGAGUCCCGUCCAGCUGUACGUCGAUGGCGUAGCGAUCAGCACUAGAGAAAGCUGUCCUUCAUGGGCCCUGCUGAGGAAAAUGAAUGACGUCCUUGGAGAAGUGGUUCACCUGGUGAGCGUCGGAGUCCGAUCGACAGUAAAGGCAAGGAAGCGCUUGGCAAGGAAGGGAGGAGGAAAAAGAUUCCUGCAGUGCAAACUGGACAGUGUCUCCCAAAGGAGACGCAAGGAGCACGCCACUGCAGUGCAGAGAGAACAUGAAGCUGGACUGCAGGAGAUCAGCCGCCUGAAGACACAGUUGAGACUGCACAGAGAGAAAGUGCUUAAAGUCCAGGAGGAACUGUCAGAUGCUGAGAUGUUGAACCAGAAUUACAGGCAGACAUCCGUUUUGCCAAAACACAGACCUCCUAUCGUGACGGAAAAGCUGGAGGCGGCGAGAGGAGAAGUACAUCAGCUACAGACGGGCCGUGCUGAAGCGGAAGACAUUUACCAUAAAACCCAAAGCGAGCUCAGAUGUGCUGAGAAGAACACGAGAGAGAUGAAGGAGGAAGCAAACAAAGAAAAUUCAUCAUUCCACAAAACCCUGUUGAUAAAGAAGAGUCAUCUGGCGAAGAAACGAGAAGACCUGAAGCAGCUGAGGAUGUUUGAAGAACGUCUGAGUGCUGAAAUAGAAGAAGAUGAAAGCGUCGUGGCUCUGACUGAGGAGAAGUGUGCAGCAGCAAAUCUUCACAUCGCCGAAAUGACGGAGCGAGAAAAGAAAGAGAAGGACUCGAUUUCAUUCCUGAAACUUCAGCUUGAGGAAGCAGUGGAGAAGAAUGAAGCUUUAAGAAUGAAGCUCAGUUCCGCUGAAGAAGACAUAGAGAGGAGGAGGCUGCAGGGCGACGCCCAGGUCUGCCUCAUCCAGGAGAGAAUCCAGUGCCUCGGCAGAGAGGACUCUGACCUCCGGACUGAAAACCUGCAGCUGCAGCUGAACCUGGAAGACCACCACUCCAGAACCCGUCAGAGUGAGGCGACGGUGAAGCUGCUCCGUGAAGAGAGAAAACAGAUCCUGCAGAAGAUUUCAGAUGGCCAGCAGCAGAUUGAGAGCUGUAGACAGGAAGUGAGUCGGGCGGAGCAGCAGCACCGUCUGAAGCUGGAGGAGCUGGAGAAGCAGCAGAGGGAGGCAUCGACGGAGGAGCAGAAGAUCCAGACACACAUGCAGAGCCUUCGGAAGGAUCUCAGUGGUCAAAUGACAUCUCAGCAGCUUCUCAAGGCUCGCUGUGUGUCUCUGAAUGAAGAAGUGAAGCAGCUGCAGAGAAGCUCAGAUCUGACAAACCAACAGCUUGAUGAAGACCUGCAGAAGCAGCGCGAAGUGACCGAAACUCUGAGAGCAAACCUGCAGAAACUGAAGACGCUGAGAGAAGAUUUAGAAACUCUGAAGAGUGGACACAGAAAGACCUCGGCCUUCCAGGAGAUGGAGAGAAACCUGAAUUCUGAGAAGCUGAGAGCUGCUCGUGAUUCAGAGCGUGAGCUGCAGGACAGACGGGAACACUCGGUGCGCUGUACCACCGAGCUGAUGGAGAAAACUGAAGAAGAGCACAGAGCCACGGUGAAGCUGCAGGAAAGUGUCCAGCAGAUGCAGGAAGACAUCGAAACACUUCAAGAACAUGUGGACAUCUUGGAGGGAAAGAACUCUCCGGCUUGUCUCAUGAUUCAGAGGAUUCUCUCUCAGAUCGAAGAAAGAAAACUACAAACACAACAGCUCCAGCAGAUCCGCUCUGCUCACGCCACAGUCAGAAGAGAAAAGAUGGAGGAAACCCAGGAAGCUCUACAGGUUGCCCUGAAGAAGAACCAUCAGCUGGCAAGUGACUACAGCAGUCUGCAGAAGGUCCUGGUGGAGGCCCGACGGGAGGCAGUCCGGUCCCUGACCCAGAGGAACCAAGACCAAGGAUCCUUUAAUGACUACAGGACGCUGUCAGGGCUCCAGAGGAGGAUGCACCGGAGCUUGGAGAGGAGCCUGGCUGGACGGGGCCUGGUCUGUGGAGCUGAGCUGGAUCGGUUCUGCUGUCUCUCCGCACAAACGGAUCAGAAUCUCAGAGACAUCCAGAACCGUUUAUCAGAAGACAUGAAGCUUGACAGACCUGAACAGAACCCCUCCAACACGAGCCAGGAUGAACCAGAACCCCAACAGAACCCCUCCAACACGAGCCAGGAUGAACCAGAACCUCAACAAAACCCCUCCAACACGAGCCAGGAUGAACCAGAACCCCAACAGAACCCCUCCAACACGAGCCAGGAUGAACAAGAACCGCUACUCCUGGACUCCAACAGCACCCCUCCAACAUGAACCACAAUGAACCAGAACCCCAACAGAACCCCUCCAGCAGUGAACCUGACCCACAUCGCUGAACCACUACUGAAGCAGUGCUGAUGAACCGCUGCAGUUGGCUUUGUUUCAUCAGAUCAAUCAGUUUUUAUCAGGGUCUUUAUCCUAAACCUCAACCUGCCCCCCAGACAUUCCCUCAAAAGAAACCAUUGGCGCCAUUUGGCCAUCUGCACACGAAACAUGGGUGACAUGGGAAAAUGAACUUUACUGAAAAUGAUGACCAGAAGAUUUGAGAGAAAUUCUUUUUUUAUGUUCUUUUC
Molecule: messenger RNA, 2873 nt
Organism: Salarias fasciatus (jewelled blenny)
Lineage: Eukaryota; Metazoa; Chordata; Actinopteri; Blenniiformes; Blenniidae
Product: centrosomal protein of 63 kDa-like
Source: RefSeq, a predicted model, not a curated record